AGGCACUUUGCAGAGAUUACAGAAAAAGAGUUUGUGCACAAUCUGCGCGCCAUGAUCAACGGCGAGUUUCGUCAUGACGUGGAUCAAUUCGGUUGGACUUUCUUCAAGGCAGUCGAAGUCGACGGUACCGGGUCUCUUUCGUUGAACGAGUACAGAAAUCUACAAGAAGCCUUCAAUGUGGGCCGUGACGAGGCGGAGGGCAUGUUCAAGGUAAUUGAUGCUGACAAGGAUGGAAAAAUCAGCAGUGAUGAAUAUUUAUCGGCUUGGGUUGAUUACUUCUUGUGUGAGGAUCCCAACAGUCCAUACAAGGCCUUCUUCGGUCCGGUUAUUCAUAGGCCCCCGGAAGGUGUGUAA
Molecule: messenger RNA, 354 nt
Organism: Protopolystoma xenopodis
Lineage: Eukaryota; Metazoa; Platyhelminthes; Monogenea; Polystomatidea; Polystomatidae
Source: the annotation of a GenBank genome assembly